Camponotus floridanus (Florida carpenter ant) is the source of this 2641-nucleotide messenger RNA. RefSeq names its product aminopeptidase N. Lineage: Eukaryota; Metazoa; Arthropoda; Insecta; Hymenoptera; Formicidae. The coding region runs from base 17 to 2641 and encodes 874 amino acids. Gene Ontology annotation, biological process: proteolysis; peptide catabolic process. Gene Ontology annotation, cellular component: cytoplasm. Gene Ontology annotation, molecular function: peptide binding; zinc ion binding; metalloaminopeptidase activity. The record is from RefSeq and is a predicted model, not a curated record. The transcript has 10 exons.
GAACGAGAAAAUCGAUAUGAUAUUCCUCAAGUUGUUAUUUAAUACCAUAUUAUUAUAUAAUAUAUUAAUAUGCAUGAGUACAACAGCAUUUUUUCUCAAGGAGAAUUCAAAGAAUGAUACGGAUUUCACAAAUACAUAUCGUUUACCGAAACAUAUAAUACCAUAUCAUUAUAACAUUCAGAUGUUAUGGCCAGAUGACCAGCCAGAAAUAACAAAUUUCCUUGGGGAAUGCCGUGUUUAUAUCAAAAUUAAUCAUCCAAUACGCCGCAUAAGUUUGCACGCCCAAAAACCGCAAAUAAAUAUAACUUCUGCAUUUCUAAAAAAAAAUGCAAAUAUGAUUGAAAAGGAAAUACAAUAUAUUCCACAGAAUGAAACGAAGUAUAACGAUAAAAGUCACAUUCUCAACUUUUAUUUUGCCGAAGAAAUACCAAAUGGAGAUUAUACUUUCGUUAUGAUGUUCAUCAGUUUUUUAAAUAAUGAUAAUGAAAGUAUCUUUAAGCUUUCUUCUCUAAACAGCACAGGAAGUGACAUAUGGCUGUAUGCAACGCAUUUCCAGACAAUUGGCGCUCGACAAAUAUUUCCAUGUUGGGACGAACCAGAACUCAAAGCAACCUUUAACAUUUCAAUAAGAUAUCGUAAAGAAUACAUUAUUUUAUGGAAUAUGAAUUAUGAAACAGAAACUGAUUUUAAUAAUAUCACAAUGCAAUGGAUGCACAUCAAUAUCCCUUUCAAAAUCUCUACUUAUCAUGUGGCAUUCUGUCUACUGAAAGAUAAAUGGUUUACAUUUACUAUUUCCUUGCAAUACAACUUGGAUGGUGCAUCAAUAAAUUCAUCUAAGAGAAUCGUAUGGAGUAGAGAUUCUUCUCAAAUAUCUUUCGCGCAAAAUGUUAUUGGACAAAUUUCAAGGUCUUUCAAAAAUGAUUUUGAAAACUGGGAAAAAAUUUCGAUAACCCAGCAUGUCUUCAUGCCAGGUCUUCGACAUAAUGCUAUAGAAAAAUUAGGUCUCGUUUUGUACAGAGAAACAGAUGUCAUCUAUGAUGAAGAACUAGAUUCCCUUGCGCACAAAAUUGAAGUGGCAUGUCUAAUAGCACGCCAAGUGGCAUAUCAAUGGUUUGGUAUUACGGUCAGUCCUUCCUGGUGGUCAUACCAUUGGUUGAACCAGGGUAUUGCUACGUUGCUUGGAAUAAAUGCUCUUCAAAAGAAUUUUGCGGAAUUUCGUACGUCGGAUCUAUUUGUAGUGCAAACACAACAAGAAUCUCUCCGUGUAGAUCGUUUUUCUACCAUUAUAACGCCUCUUACAGCAAAAAACAACAAAAAACCUUUCGAAAUUAAUUCACUUUUUUCUUUUUCCUAUUAUACUAAAGCACCUUCUAUAUUGCGCAUGUUGCGAUAUGUCCUCACUGAUAAAAUAUUUAAAGAAGGCAUUGAGAAAUUCUAUAAAGAGCAUAUGUUUAGAUCUGCAACAUUCGAUGAUUUCUGCAACGAUAUGCAGAUUGUUUAUGAAGAAAGAAAGCAGUCCCAUAUGGAAUCUUUUAUUAUAAAAGAUAUGAUGACAGCUUGGAUAAGCUACAUACAUUAUCCUUCACUGAAUGUUGAAACUGAUAAAGACUGUAAGACUGAUAAAAACACUCCUCCUUUCUUGAAAAUACAGUUAGAAAAUCACUAUAUACAGCUGUCACAUGAAUGGUGGAUACCUAUAACAAUAACUAAACAGACAGAACUCAAUUUUACAAUAUCUGCGAAUCAACAUAAUAUAGAGUGGAUGAAAGUCUCAUUUUCAAAUUAUAAACCAUAUUUCCUUAAUUUUUCUGUCAAAGAAAAUGAGUGGUACAUAAUUAACAUACAACAAAUGGGAUAUUAUCGUGUUAAUUAUAAACCCAAGAAUUGGAAAAAUAUUGGAGAUAUUGAAUUUAUAGAAUAUCCGAAUAUACAUGUUCUUAAUCGUGCUCAAAUUAUCGAUGAUGCAUAUCAUUUCGCGAUGGUAGAUGAACUCAACUUUUCUAUAUUCUUGGAACUCACGGAAUAUCUAUCACGAGAGACAGAUUAUGUCGCAUGGUAUCCUAUGUUUAAGAUUCUCGAAGAUAUGUCAAGAAUCUUUCCAUUUCCAGAUAAAAUAUUUAUUUUCAAGAAUAAAAUCUUGAACAGUUUGAAUAGGCUUCUACAAAACAUCGAUUAUGAUAAAAAACCUAACGAGAAAUUUGACGAUUUAAGCGAUUGUUUGAGGCAGGAAGCCAGUAAAUGGGCAUGUAUUCUCGGUGCGCCAAAUUGCAUGAAAACAGCCGAAACUAAAUUGCAUCAACAUCUCAUAAAUCCUGAAAUAAACAAACUUUUGCCGUGGUGGAAACAUUGGACAUUCUGUAAUGGUUUAAUGAUAGCGAACGAUAGUGUUUGGUACAAAGUAUGGAUAAUACAUCAAAAUAAUCCUACUUCAAUAACUUCAAAAUUCCUUGCUUGUUCCGAUAAUUCUGCUAUUAUUAUCAAAUAUAUAGAAAUGUUAUUCAUUGAUUUUAUUACAAAAAUGAGGGAUAAUUUUUUAAAUGAUAUUCUUUAUAUUAUUGUGAAACAUGCAAACAAUAAUAGAACGCUUAAUAAUAUCUUAAAGAAUUUAGAGAAGAUACCCAGAGAAUACAUUCCUAAGUAA